AUGCCAACUCGAGCGACCAUGUUCAAAAAGAUUGAUUUCGAUCAAGAUACAGUCAUCGUCUACAUGCCAUUGCCAUUUCAUCUUGUCUUCGCUCAAAUUGAAAAGAAAUUUUAUCUUAUUGUUCUUCAAUCGAACUAUACACGUUCAGCUAACAUUUCUACAGAAAUUGCUCGAUCACAACAUUGUCCAUACAUUCAAGAACUCUUCGAUCAACAAAUUCUUGAUUAUCCAAUCCUUCGUCGAGUUAAAUACUAUCACCUUCCAUGCAUGAAAGAUUCUGAUCUUUUUUGUUUUCAUGAUAAUGAAACAUUCAUGUGUCUUUGUACAGAAAAAAGGCAUGCCAAUUGUUUUCAUUUCGAUUUCAAAAUGGCUUACGAUUGUAUGGGUUGGAACGAUUGUCAAAAUGAAGGACAAUGUUUUCAAGAUCAUCCAACAUGUCCAACAAAGACGAUUUGUGCUAUUGAACAAUCAUAUUGUUCAGAUAAUGAUAUUCCAGUAAUGCUUGAUUCUCUUGAUUGUAUAUCAUUAAUUAGUAAGCAAGAAAAAUUAAUUUUAUCAUUAACUGAUUGA
Rotaria sp. Silwood1 is the source of this 570-nucleotide messenger RNA. NCBI's taxonomy places the organism in Eukaryota, Metazoa, Rotifera, Eurotatoria, Philodinida, Philodinidae. The record is from the annotation of a GenBank genome assembly.